Molecule: messenger RNA, 894 nt
Organism: Emiliania huxleyi CCMP1516
Lineage: Eukaryota; Haptophyta; Isochrysidales; Noelaerhabdaceae
Product: mitochondrial carrier protein
Exons: 1
Coding region: 1-894 (297 amino acids)
Biological process (GO): oxaloacetate transport; phosphate ion transmembrane transport; thiosulfate transport
Molecular function (GO): succinate transmembrane transporter activity; oxaloacetate transmembrane transporter activity; antiporter activity
Source: RefSeq, a predicted model, not a curated record
AUGCCCGACUCGAAGCCCCUCUCGCUCGUGGAGCGAGGUGGCCUCGGCGCCGCCGCCGGCAUCUUCACCACCUUUUUCACCCACCCGUUCGAUGUGAUUCGCGUCCAGAUGCAGGUCGGCGUGUCUGGUGGCACGAUCGAGACGACAACGAAGCUGGCGAGGCAGGGCUUUGGCGCGCUGUACGCGGGCAUCUCGGCGGCGUGGCUGCGGCAGGUCACGUACGGCAGUGGCAGGCUGGGAAUCUAUGCCUACCUUCUUGACGCCGACAAGUCGGCGCGGGCGGCGCGCGGCGAGACGGGAGCGCCGUCGUUUGCCGCGAAGCUGGGCAUGGGCGUGACGUCGGGCAGCAUCGGCGCCUUCAUCGGCAACCCGGCCGAGCUGGCGCUCGUGCGGAUGGGCGCGGACGGGAAGAUCGACGACCCGGCGAAGCGGCGGAACUAUGCCAACAGCAUUGACUGCGUCCUGCGCGUCGCGCGGGAGGAGGGCUUCCUUGCGCUGUGGAACGGCGCGGGGCCGACGAUCCUCCGCGCGGCCUCCCUCAGCGGCGCGACGCUCGCAGUCACGUCCGAGGCCAAGAUUGCAAUCUCUGAGCGGACCGGCUGGGCGCCCGCCGGCGCGCCGACCAUGUUCUUCUCGGCGCUGGCGGCGUCGUUUGUCGCAAACUGCGUCUGCAUGCCGUUCGACGUCGUCAAGUCGCGAGUCCAGCAGGCGGCGCCGGGAGAGUACUCAUCAGCGCUCGAGUGCGCGCGCACCAGCGUCGCCGCCGACGGCGUUCUCGUGCUCUGGCGCGGCUUCGUGCCCGCCUUUGUCAAGCUGGCGCCGUACACGGUCAUCUCGCUCACGAUGCUCGAGAAGUUCACCGCCCUCUACACCGGCGGCGCGUCCGCGCUCUGA